GCGUGAUGCGUCAGCUGUAGUGAAAGUGGAACAGCUGAUACUAACAGACAAACCAGAGAAAACAAGAGGAGAAAAUACAGUUUGAAUCAAACUACAUCUUUACAAGCAUGAAGGCCCGAUCUUCUUCCCCAGUUCAUGUACAUGUAAAUGAAAUCACUCCUGUUUACGUGCAUGUGCAAAGAAGCAAGUCUCUUCCUGCUUCAAUUGAGAAGUCCCAUGUUGUCAUAUCAGCAUCUGCAACAGACCCAGGAAGUAUGAGUACAAAGAAGGAGGGGAAAAAAAGAACGGUUCACAAGAAGGACAGGACGCCUCAGCAAAGUCACAAGGAGAGGACUCCACAGGAAUCAACUAUAACUUCCAGACAAGCAGAAAAAAUCUGUUCAGUGAUCCAUUCGAGUGACUUUGACUUUAAGAAGGAUGCUCUUGAUAGACAUGGUUAUGGCCUCAGAGUUGAAAUGGAAGGUCCUGGACAUGAGUUUUUAGAGAACAGGAGAAAGGAUUUUUUAGAAGAGGUGUCAGAGGAACUGAUUUCUACAAGAACAGAGGACGUGGAACUUGCAGCAGACCUAACUGGAUACUCAACUGGGCUUGAAAACCGAACCCAAGGGAGCAUCAGAUUGCACAACAGCCCUUCUACGCUACUCGGAGAUCUACAAAUGAAUAGGUUGGGCAAAGAUGUUCAUGCUGAGGACAAGAAGUCUUUGUUGAAAACGCUCAUUGAAGCAGAAAUGGCAGCCAACUCUGCAGAAAUACAGCUAGUUUCAUUUAAGGAUUCGGUUGCUGAAUAUUCAGAUGAUGGAAGACUUGCCAAUCAAGAUGUGAUGAGGAUGUCCAGACAGAGAAAUCUUUUGCUGGAGAAGCUGGAUAACUUUAAAGUCAUCAAUAAAACACUCCGUCACCUACUGAAAGAUCUGCAGGGUGAAGAAGCAGGUCGUCUUCAAGCUGACAAACACGUUGAAGUUUUACUGAAGAAGCUGACUGAGGCUGAAUCUGAGAACAUGCAUCUAAGAAGAAGAAUUGAUGAAAAAGAGAGAAUUAUUGAGGAACUUAGAGAUAUGCGUCAAAAGGACAGGGACAACACUGAUACAGUCGUCCAGCUGUCCAAGUCGGUGGAGGCAACUCGGGCUCACUUGCAAGGGCAGCUACGUAACAAAGAGUCUGAGAAUAACAGGAUGACUGUACAAUUACGGGGUCUUGAGCAAACAGUAACUGAACGAAAACUUGAGAUUGAACAUCUGAAAAGCCAGAUGUCACAUGUAAAAGAGAAGGCUGAUCAAGAGAAAGAAGCUCUUAAAAAAGCUGCAAGAGCUCAGAAGCAAAGAGCCUUACGAUUUGAGAGAGCAGUUGAGAAACUUCAGGAUCAGCUUAACGAUAAGGAUAUGAAGCUGACUGAAGCAUGCUCAGCUGCAAACACAUGGAGAAGUCAUCAGGAACAGAGUACUGAGGAAAAAGCUCAACUGGAAGCCAAGGUCACAACUCUACAACAUCAGAUUACUGACUUGAUUGAACAGCUGCAGAAAGCCAGAGAUUGUGCCAGAAUUUCAAAUGAAGACAUAUUGCAGAAAAUAGAAGCUGUCAACUCUGAGAGUGCCAAUCUUAACCUCGAAAAUGCUAGACUUAAGGCUUCUAUAGCUGCUUUGGAAGAACAAGCCACUCGCACUGAGGCAGAACUCAAAGAACAAAAAGAAAACGCUGAUCAACACAAAGACUUUGCUGAGCAGUAUAAAACUAAGGUAAAAGAUUUACAGAAGGAGGCCGAGGAACUGAAAACUAGGUUUGAACAUGUUUUAAAAGAAAAUGAACUUUCAAAAGACAGCAAGGAAACGGAAGUUUCAAAAGUGAAAAGGCAUCUGGAGGCUCGUGUGAAGGAGCUAGAAACUUUCCCUGAUUUACUGAAGGCAGCUGAGCAAAGGCUGCAGGACUGUCAGGAAAACCUCCUGAGCUGCGAGCGAAGAUACUCACACAAGUCACAUGUUGUUAGUCAGCUGCAGGUCAAGGUGCAUAUUGAUGAGUUACAGAAAAUAAAGGACCACCUUCCCCUGGUGAAGGGCCAUUACAGUUCUAACCACCUGGUGGUAGUCUCGUCUUGCUUAUGCUCUUCCCUCUUAUGCGCCAUCUCCACUUAAAGUAGUUCAAGUCUUAUAUGACAGAGUGUAUUUUUGCAUGGUGUACAUCACAGAGCACGUAGUACUGUGCUUGGUUGCUUUUGUUUUGUGUUCUUUAGCAUAGUGGAUGGAAUAUAUAAGUUUAGAUAAUACCUUUGUUAUUGACUUUAUGCUUUGGGGACUAUACCCUUGUUGAACUAUAUAAAAGUACAAGCUUGACAGAACUGAAGAUUGAAGUCCUUCCCUUAUGCAUGUGGAAACCAUAGCACCUUUGAGUCUUGUGUACAUAGAUAGAUUGCCAUAGCUAUUCUGUGAGGAGGUGUAUAUUUAAUAUCCAUGUCAAUCCAAUUAGUUUAUUUUGUAAGUUACUGUGUUUUAAAUGUGCCAGCAUUUAAUUUAGCUUUGUGUCUGCCAGGAGCUAGGCAAAAACCACAAGAACAUCUCAGAAGCACAAGCACAAUUACUUCUGAUCACUUCUUAUCUAUAGUUUAGAGUAAAGGGGUGCGGGGAACAUUUACCUAGAUACUUUUGGGGAUAAUUAAUAAUGUUAAGAGUGUGUUGUGAAGGUACAAAAUGGUUGCUCAUUUAAUUCAGCUGUGAAGUCCUUUGAGCAUGGUGUGCUUAACACUUUGUAAAAGCAAAUUCUACUUUGAAAAACUAAAAAAAAAAAAAAAAAUCCUAGAUGUUAAAAGCUUGAUUGCCAGCUGAGGCAUCUUGGUCAUCUGCAGUUCUGCAGUACCUUUUCAUUUUCUUGCAUAGAAAAUCUACUAUUUUCAUGAGAUGAAGUCCUGUGUGUUUGUAGGUGGAAAAUCAAACCAAACUGCUAGAAUCAUCCAGAGAAAAAAAUGGUUUACUGCACAAGGAAAAUCUUGAGUUACAGCUCAAAUUGGA
Polyodon spathula (Mississippi paddlefish) is the source of this 2996-nucleotide messenger RNA. Its product is annotated as protein BCAP-like. The coding region runs from base 108 to 2126 and encodes 672 amino acids. Gene Ontology annotation, cellular component: ciliary basal body; centrosome. The record is from RefSeq and is a predicted model, not a curated record. The transcript is spliced from 16 exons. Lineage: Eukaryota; Metazoa; Chordata; Actinopteri; Acipenseriformes; Polyodontidae. Gene Ontology annotation, biological process: negative regulation of cilium assembly.